Molecule: messenger RNA, 3844 nt
Organism: Cheilinus undulatus (humphead wrasse)
Lineage: Eukaryota; Metazoa; Chordata; Actinopteri; Labriformes; Labridae
Product: testis-expressed protein 2-like
Exons: 12
Coding region: 528-3398 (956 amino acids)
Cellular component (GO): endoplasmic reticulum
Molecular function (GO): lipid binding
Source: RefSeq, a predicted model, not a curated record
UCAACUGUUGGCCUGUACAGCCUAAUCUGGAUUAAGGAUUGGUCCAGUCUGCGGCCAGGACACCAAUAAUCACAUUAUUCUGCCUUGAGUUGACGCCUCAUGAAGCGGAAGCAAUGCAGCGACGAGAAACGUUGCCACUGACGCGUUUGGAUUUCAGGUGAACUGUCAGUGUGGAUGAAAUAUUUUUGAAUUGUCUCGUUGAGUUUCUGUUUUUGAUUCAGUCUGGACAAAGUUGGAUGAAUUAUUGCUGCCUGCCUGCCUGCGGACGGUGCGCGUCCCCCGGUGCAGCACAGCGCUCUCUGCAGCAUCCAGACCGAGCACUGCAGCCAGAGCCUGGAGCACAGUUCUGCACAAAGACCCGCCGCUGAUUCCUGAGGAGCAGCUGCACAAACAUGCAAGAAUCAGCAUCCAAUACAAUGUACGUCAAGUUAACCAUGCAGGAUGUUACCAAUCUACGAGUGCCAGUGCCUCAGAAACUGCCCUCAGAGAUGGCUGCUCCACUGGGUUGACCACUUCUUCCAGCCAGCAUGGAGGAGAGCAAUCUCAUCUUCAGCCUGAACCGCCACGAUGAAGGUCCCAUUGUGGCCUUUUCCAAAGAUAAGCCAAAGGGCAGAGAGAGCCAACCUGACCUCACCCUGGGGAUGGAAUUAGAUCUGAGCCAAGGCCAUCGCUCUCACCCUCUCCUGCCUCACUCCCCCUCAUCCCCAGGCUCUCUGGCUGAUCUCUCUGCAGAUAUACACAUCUCCAGCAACCUCGUCAAGUCCUCCUCUACAGAUCUAGAGCCCAGCGAAAGCGGGUCAAUACGGAGCAAACCUCUGCUCAGCUUGGUCAAGUCGCUGAGCACGGAGAUUUCUCGCCGUGUUGAGCCAGAGGUCAACCUCUCCAAGUCAGACUCCAAGCUGCAUUUGCAUCCCAGGAAGCACAUUACUCAUCCAAGAAUCCCAGAGGCUAAACCUGAAGGAGAACAGAGUGAGGAUGAAGUCUGGGAGUCUCCUCCUUCACCGGGCAGCAUUCCUUCUGCUGAACCCCGCGGAAGCUCGCUGAUCGCAGAGCUGGAGGACACACGGAGGAAGUUUUCUGAAGCCAUGCAGGAUCCUCUGAGCAUGCUGAGUAAGAUCAUGGGGGACGAAAGCUCCAGCAGCCCAAAGCAAGGCAGAGCUGGAGACUCACAGGUUUUCCAGGGCAGUUGUGAAGACAUGGAGCUAAAGUGCCGGAGAAGAACUGAAAGUCUGUGUGACUCGCCUUUAAGAAGACUCCAACAAGGCUCAUUAAUGAAAUCCUCCGUCCCUGCAGAACAGCAAGCACACUACAAAGACAGCGCGUUAGAAAUUCAGACCUUUAAGGACAUGAUUCAAGUGGUGGAGCUGCAGAAUGGAUCCAAAGGCACUCAUCAUAAAGCUUACACUGGAUCUAAAGUUUCCUUUCCCAGCCCGUCGUUCCCUUUCCACUGGCUUCUCCCUGUUGGUCUUCUAGCUUAUGGUUUCUUUGUGCUGCCCCUGCCUUCAUAUGUGACAGGUCUGUCUGUUGGGGUCGCCUGUGGCUUCAUCUUGGGCCUAGUGAUGGUUUACAUGUUCGCCCCUAGACGCUCAUCUACCAGAAGAGACAGGGACUCUCUGUGGAGCAAAGCCAGACAUCUCGACGUGGAUCCCCUGGAUGGAGAGCUGACAAGUCAGGAGUUUCUAGAGGGCUGGAUGAAUGAAACCCACAGCUAUGACCCUGAGACUUUCCAUCCGUCUUCACUCCACUCAGUCUUUGUCACCUUGGAGGGGAGCCGGUUACGUCUUGCAUACCCCCGAGUUAACAUCCCCAGGUGGGCCGGGUUUGACGAGUUGUCCCAUGAGGCUGCAUUCUCGCAAACUCGCACUUACCAGCUGGCUAACAGUAAGGUGUCUCUGUUGCCACCUGGCCUGGCCCGCAAGAGAGUGUGGAACAAGAAAUACCCAAUCUGCAUCGCUCUAGCAGAGGGAGAGUCGGGAGAAGAGAGUAUAGUUGAAGGACAGGAGGAGGAAGACAGGACAGAGAAACAUUCACUCCUGGACCAGCAGCUUCCUGUUACUCUGUAUCUGUUUGGCCGUACAGGAAGAGAGAAGGAGGAAUGGUUUCAGCACUUCGUUUAUGUAUCCCGAGCUGCAGCCAAGAGCGGUGUCAGCGGGGAGGAGAACACAGAAGCCCAGUCAGGGGGAGAACCUGUCAAAGAAGGCACAGAGGAGCCCCAUGACCCACCUGGACCUUUGAAAACCAGAACCCUUUUGGACUACAGUAACUACAUGACUCAGCUGAUGGUAGCCCAAAGCUCAAACCCCAUCCUUAGCCCCUGCAGCAGCAACAAGGGAAGCCCCACAAUGCACAGGAAGCUUGAAGAGCAUGGAUCUGGGAGCCAAGAUGGGGAUGAUCCCAGUGCAGGUUCAGGAGCUGGGGGAAGCAUUGCAGAAGCCCAGCCCACCUGGGUGAACUCCCUAGUGGGGCGGAUCUUCUGGGACUUUCUCCGUGAGAAGUACUGGACGGAUCAGGUGGCGCACAAGAUCCAGAAGAAACUCAGCAAGAUAAAGUUGCCGUAUUUCAUGAAUGAGCUGACUCUGGCUGACCUGGACAUGGGCACUUGUCUACCUCAAGUCCUCAGCACAUCAAAACCAACUCUGGACCAAAGAGGUUUGUGGUUAGAGCUGGAGCUGGUCUACACAGGCUGCCUCCAGAUGACCCUGGAGACUAAGAUGAAUCUGUGUAAGCUGGGUAAAGAUGGCGAGGACGAAGCUCACAGUGUACCAGAGAUGCAGCAAGUUGGCUCUAAGCCCAGGCUGUGUAUUCUGGCCGAUAGUGAUGAAGAGUCCUCCAGCGCGGGCUCGUCUGAUGAAGAGGAGGUCCCUCUGUCUGAGACGCAGGGGUCUCAGGGAGACAAAAGCACAUCUGUAGCAGCUGAGGGGCACACUGGUGGCAGCACAGGCAGGAAGAUUUUAAGAUUUGUGGACAAAAUAGCAAAGUCCAAAUACUUCCAAAAAGCCACAGAGAACGAGUACAUCAAGAAGAAGAUAGCUGAAGUGUCCAACAUGCCUCUGAUGCUCAGCGUCGAGGUCCUGGAGCUCUCUGGGACUCUGGCAGUCAACAUCCCACCUCCUCCAACUGACAGGAUAUGGUACAGUUUCCGAGUCCCUCCAAGGUUAGACCUCCAUGUUCGUCCGACGCUCGGGGAGAGAGAAGUCACCUUCACCCAUGUCACUGAGUGGAUCGAGAAGAAACUGCAGUGUGAGUUCCAGAAAGUUUUUGUCAUGCCCAACAUGGACGAUCUAUAUCUGCCUCUGAUGACAUCCGGCCUGGACAACCCCCCUGUGUCCCACCAGUCCUCCAUCCACUCCUCAUCCCACCAGUCCUCCAUGGAGUCCCAGGAGUGCCUGUCAGAGUGACCACAGAUGGCGUUAAAGUGAUGUAAGCAGGUGUUGUGCAGCUAUUGCCUUGCUCUCUAAUGGAUUCGGAGGCUGCUGCAGCCAGGGACCAGCUCUGUGCCUGUGCUCAGAGGAAAAACUGCAGGACAGACGCCUUCUAAAAGAAGUAAAGAAGAGACGUCAUGGCUACGAGUGGUGCUACAGUGCCCCCUGCUGUGGAUAUGAGGGAAACAGAACAGAUUAUCAGAUGGAUUUUAAAAGUGGAGCUUAAAUUCUGACAUUGAUUGAAGGUACAAGACUUUAAAACUGGAUUUCUUUCCUCCACAUGGAACUGUUUUAAAAGAAUGCAUCCAUCCAUCUUUUUUUUACCAAUCUGAUUAAGGGCUUUAAGCUUGAAUCAACUGGAGACUUAAAAAAGGAACAUUUAUCCAAUCAUCCUUGUGCAUGUUACUUCUUAACAGUGUGAA